AUGGGGUGUACUCUGAGCACGGGUGAUAAGGCGGCGCAGGAGCGCAGUAAAAUUAUCGACAGGAAUUUACGGGACGACGGGGAAAAAGCAGCACGGGAGGUCAAGCUGCUUCUGCUCGGUGAGACCAAGUCGGAGUGUCGAACGAAUGGUUGAAUGAAAAGUUAGCUAACUGGCUAACCUGACCUAGCUUGUGCCAUUUGGUUGCCUUGCUUAACUAGUUAGAUAACAGUUUUAUACAGUUGGUGUACAAGAGUUUGAUAGUGAUAACAUUGGAAACUUUAAUGAAUGAAAUUACAUUGAACAAAUCUAAAUAGCUAGGUAGCUAAUGUUAGCCUAGUCAUUAAUUCGCUAACUAGCUACUUAGCUAGUCCUGUUGGGAUAACAAGCUACUGGCCAUGCAGCUAGCUAAGCUAACUACUCCAUCCUUAGCUUUUAACUGGCUAACUAAUCUCUAGCUAUCUCAGGUGUCACGGCUAGCUAACCUUAGUCUCAAUAAUCAGGGCCCGGUUUCCCGAUAGCGAUUGAAUUUAGGUUUACGAGUGUUUUCACGAUGCAUCUUUCCUACAACGGCCGAAGAUGUAAUUGCGUUAACCAAUACACCACGCAGAGAAAUCGGUCGUUGGGCAUGUCUUUACUGAUAGGAUUGAAAGAAAGCCAGCGCUGCUCUCGGAUCAGCUUCCUCCAUUCAAAUAUUUCCUUAUUAUUUCACAAUACUAACGACGGAUCAUCUCCGAGAGUUAACCCAAUACAUUUAAUAAAUCACCGAUUUGGCACAUUGUGCAGAUGUUAGGCUACACAUCAUGAAAUAGGCAUAUAUUGAGACAAAUUACAAACAGUAGCCUACAGAAGAAAAUAUAACUCAAUUGAUUUAACAUUAAAUAUAUUUCGGUUUUCGUUUGAAGCAUAUGUUUAUACGUCGCUUGUUUAUCAGUUACAAAGGCAUCGGCAACUUUGUAUUGGUAGUCAACUAGUUCUCGGCGGCCACAGAGAUACGGAUAAACCAUGUGAUUCUAUGUUUAGCGGAGAUCUUCUGUGUAUAAAGUGACACGGGAGGGCAAGAAAGCAACUAACGACGCACUAAUGGUACUUUCAAGAAAACUGAGUGGGAACUUGGGGAAAAUCGAGGUCAAAUCAAAUCGUCCGUAAUCUUAAAGUCGGUGCUCUAGAAAGAGGCCGAAGUUUCCAACUUGGAAUUCCUAGUCGGAAGACCGUUCAAAACGAUUUUUCCCAGUUCGUUUUUUUUCCUUUCCGAGUUGUCUUGAACACACUGAAGUCGAAAGUCGGAGAUUUCCGAGCUCCCAGUUGUGUGAACGCGUAUUGGCUGUUCUAAUGCCUAGUUUACUAGUACAACACUAGUGAUGUAUUUCAUUACGCCGUACAUCUUCAGUCUUGCCUCGCUACUGAACGGACUAGUGUAGUGUUUCUAACGCAAGAUGGAGGAGAGCCUGACCAUUUAAUUCAAGACAGGAUAAAUGUAUUGUUCAGGUGACGAUAAACCCUGUUUUUGUUUAGAUACUUUUUCCUCAAUUUAUUUCUUUAACUUUAUAGGAGGUCAGGGUAGCUUGCACUGUAGAGCAGCUAGCUAUAAGCUAGGCUAUGUUGAAGAUACCGCAUUGUAUCUUAAGUUUAUUGUGAUGGAAAUGUCAUUUUGUUUUUGACGAUAAUUAUUAGGUAGAGGUCGCUAGCUACAAUGAUAUCUUCAACCUAGUUUAGCAUUUAGCUAGCUGGCUGCUCUGCAGUGCACGCUAGCUUGUCUUGCGAUAAAGUUUGAGAAACAAGUUGAGGAAAAAGUAACUAAACAAAACAUGUUUUAGUAUCACCUGAAACUAUAUAUUUAGCAUGUCUUGAUCGAAAAGGUCAUUUUGCAAUCUCCCAAAAUAAAUGCUUAUGGUGGGGAAAGACGGCGCAUCUCAGUAGGGCUGCACGAUAUGGGCAAAUAAUUUAGAUCAAAACGCUUGGGUGUACUGUUGGGAUCAUAUAAAUAAAAUUAGUAUUCCGAUUCUAUGGUUGGUGUUUGUCAUGACAACUAAUGAAAAAGCCAGGUACAGUAGAAGUUGUUGUGACAGGGUAAGAACCUAGUGUUAUCACGAUACCAGAAUUUUCACACCAUUUGCAUAGAAGUAGCUUAUUUAAUGUGUGCUGUCUCUUUAACCAGUAAUGGGUCAUUCACUAGGCAAGAGGGGAGCGGCUGCCUAAGCCCUAUUCAGACAGUCAGUUUUAAGUGAAUUAAUAAAAUGUUGGUGGCAAUCAGCUUUGAAAUCAGCAUAUUUUGAGUUAUGGUUUGUAUAUUAUCACAAAGUACUAGGAUAGUGAAUUGAUGUUAGCUUCAGCUGUAAGCUAGCAAGAAAAAUUGGCCUACAAAGCUGGAAGCUACCGUAUCUUCUUGGUUUGUAAAGUGUUCUAGCCUGUAUAGACAUUGUUUUGCGAACAGUAAUUAUAAGUUUCAACCUUUCUACAUGCCAUGUCACAUUAUUCAAUUGUGUUAACUUCUGUCCAGCUUGAGUGGGGAGCUAACAUGAUGCAGCCCAGACUCCCAGUGCAGGCUAAGUGCAGUAGGUACGGUACUUUUGCGCUAUAAGGGGGACAUCGGCUGUGCUGAUAGAUUUGAUCUGAAAGACCCAUUUGACAGAAGUACCGAAAGUAACAAAUUCUAGUACCUAACUGUUUUUUAUGUUCUAGUAACGAAAAAGUACGGAAGUUUUGGUGUACUGUGCAACAUAAGGUGUGGUAGCCAGAGUUUCGGUAUACAGUGCAACACUAGUGUAAUGUACGGUAGCCUUUAGCCUAUCAUAUGUAUUAGAUAAUGGCACAAUCAUUUGGGAUUUUUUGGGCUCAUAAAAUGUCGGAGUCCUUCUAACCCCUUUAAAACAGACUUCUGGGUUGUACCAUUUAGAUUCGUCGAUAACUAUUAGUUUGAAUGGUUUGAGGUACAAGGGGGGUGAAAGUCUUUAAUUAUUUUCUUCCUGGUACUAAUCAUAGAAUUACAUAUAGAAUCCCUAUUAAUUCAAUAGGAUCUCUUGUAGGCCUAGUCAUAAACAUUUGUCAUUUAGCUUUUAAAAUGUAUUACCUUUUUUACUGUUACAUAAAUGCAACCGGUCAUGUUUUCAUCCGAUUGUCAAACAAUCACCUCAAUGGACUCCUUUACUAGGCUACCCCGCGCACGUACAUCCACUCGCAAACUAUUUCCAGCCUCCAAAUAGUGGUGAAUGGAAAGAAACGUGUAAUAACAUUUGGCGAUUGUCAUUAGGCUAGAAUUUAUGCGUCCACUGCUGUCCGUGGGUCGGACACUCAUGCAACACCCUUCAGUGUUCUCGUCGAACCACAACGCAUUUUGGAGUGUUUGCUAUACCACCUGUUUUCAAGUCCAUUCGCUAAUUUUUCAUGCCUCUGACAUGCUGUAAUGAUAACAAGUGGUGUAAUAGGCUACAGUUCUCUUGACAUUUUGUGUUUUAAUUGUUGUGAUAGGCUCAUGUUUUACCGGUACCCCACUAUUUAUUUUGCCGGGAUGCCGUACUGGACCAUACUUCCUUAAUUUCCCCCCUGGGUAGGGCUGGGUGAUAUAUCAAAUUCAUUUGAGUUAAUGUUUUUGCACGAUAUUCUAAAUGCCUGUAUUGCAAGAAUCACAUUUUUUUAUUUACAUUUUUUAUGAGCGUUAAUGUCCGCUUGUUCUAGUGUUGUCUUUUUGGUCUUGUCUGCUUCGCACCUUCCCAUUUACACCAGAGAACUGUAUAUAAUGACGAGAUGCACGUCUCUGCCCUAACAAUAACAGAUUUUAGAGACUGAAACCUCUCUUCGCCUCUUCCUCUAUGGUUUACAAACACACCAAGCCCCUCCAUCUGCCACUCACAACAACAAAGGUGAGAUCACUUUUUCCUCAGACAAGCGGUUUCAACUCGCUAUUUGAGGUUUGGUCCAACAGAAUCGGUCAUAUGGACACUGAAACACAUUGAGACAUUAUUUUUUACUGUAAUACAGGAGAAGUUAACCUUUCUAACGAUACCCUUUUUAUGUGUCAACUACGCAUUUUCAUUGACUUGAAAGCCAGAUCUGUGAUUAUUGCAAAAAAAGCAGGUUAAACUAUUUUGCUAAAAUAAUUAGGAUAUUAGUGGGUCUUAUGGUUGUGGAAGCUUAUAUUUAGCCUAGGUCUAACUUCACAAGCCCUGAAUUCAUUCGAUUAUUGCGGACUGUUUGAAAUGCAGUGUAUUUGACCUUUAAUUGUACAACAAAACUUAUUCAGAGAACAUGAAAAAAAAUCUCUCUCUCUCUCUCUAUAUAUAUAUAUAUAUAUAUAUAUAUAUAUAUAUAUAUACAUACAUACAUACAUACAUACAUACAUACAUACAUACAUACAUACAUACAUACAUACAUACAUACAUACAUACAUACAUACAUACAUACAUACAUACAUACAUACAUACAUACACACACACACACAGUGGGGGGAAAAAAGUAUUUAGUCAGCCACCAAUUGUGCAAGUUCUCCCACUUAAAAAGAUGAGAGAGGCCUGUAAUUUUCAUCAUAGGUACACGUCAACUAUGACAGACAAAUUGAGAGAAAAAAUCCAGAAAUUCACAUUGUAGGAUUUUUAAUGAAUUUAUUUGCAAAUUAUGGUGGAAAAUAAGUAUUUGGUCAAUAACAAAAGUUUCUCAAUACUUUGUUAUAUACCCUUUGUUGGCAAUGACACAGGUCAAACGUUUUCUGUAAGUCUUCAAGGUUUUCACACACUGUUGCUGGUAUUUUGGCCCAUUCCUCCAUGCAGAUCUCCUCUAGAGCAGUGAUGUUUUGGGGCUGUCGCUGGGCAACACAGACUUUCAACUCCCUCCAAAGAUUUUCUAUGGGGUUGAGAUUUGGAGACUGGCUAGGCCACUCCAGGACCUUGAAAUGCUUCUUACGAAGCCACUCCUUCGUUGCCCGGGCGGUGUGUUUGGGAUCAUUGUCAUGCUGAAAGACCCAGCCACGUUUCAUCUUCAAUGCCCUUGCUGAUGAAAGGAGGUUUUCACUCAAAAUCUUGACCAGAUUUUUUUUAAAUCUCUUGAAUCGCCCAUAAGUUUGGUACAUAAAAGAUCAUAUGAAAUCCCAGGACAUGGUGUCUAUAAUACUGUAAUAAGCUCACAUAGCUGCUGUCACAAACUCCACACAGUAGACCAGGUGUCUCAAACCUUUUCUCGCAUGAGAGCUACUUAAAAAUAAAUACAAAAAUUGCGAGCUACUAAUCUUUCUAGCUUUCAAAUAGGCACAUUUUUCUAUUUUCCUCUCCCCUGCAACUCUUCCCCGGGUCCUUAGUGUACAAAAUAAUGUUUUCUGUCAAUAUACCUGGUAAAGUAAUGGUUAUUAUAACCUGGGUGGUUCGAGCCCUGAAUACUGAUUGGCUGAAAGCUGUGGUAUAUCAGACCGUAAACCAUGGGUAUGACAAAACAUGUAUUUUUACUGCUCUAAAUACGUUGGUAACCAGUUCAUAAUAGCAAUAAGGCACCUCGGGUUUGUGAUAUAUGGCCAAUAUACCACGGCUAAGGGCUGUGUCCUAGCACUCCCUGUUGCGUUGUGCAUAUACCACACCCCCUCGGGCCUUACUGCUUAAAUAAACAACUAAGGGGGGCCCUAGAAUCCGAUUUAAAAAUAUAUAUAUAUAUUUUUUUUCCUAAUUUAUGUUUUGUCAGUUAAAUUUUUCCUGGUUUUAGAUUUUAAAUGUUUUUUUUACUAAUUUACAAUUGUUAAUAGAGAAACAACAAAAUUGCAUGUUCUGAGUCUGUCAACGCUUAAAUCACACAGUUUUCUUCCAGACCAAAAAUAAAAAAAAGAGUAACUCCCAUUUUAUUUGAGCGUCUAGCGAGUGAGGAAUGUUGCUGCUCAUUUCAUGGCAAACUUUGCAAAUAAUAGAUACAAAUGAUAUACUUCUGCGAGUAAGCAUUUCGUUGGACGUGUAUACCAUGUGUAUCCCAUACAUAUGACUAAUAAAACUUGACUAGUUGGAUAGUAAUUUCCCACGAAGCAAACCAUUUCUCUACUUACGGCAUUCUUAAAUUCAUUUUUAUCAGGUUUUUGCUUGGUGGACCUUUUUAUUUAUUUAUUUAUUUAUUGACAUUUGUCAACUGUCUGUCAUUGUUUUGUGUUCUACUUGUUGUCCUAAAAAGAAAAUGGCAAAACACUUAAUUGUGAGGCUGCAUAUAAGGGCUGGACAUGCAGAUAAAUGAAUGAUUUUUCAGGGUUCGAUACUGCGACCAAAAUAGUUGCAUUUGCGAUCGUUUGACACAUUGUUUUUAUUGGUUGCAAGGUUGAAUUAUUAUUAUUUUAUUUAUUUUUUACCUGGUCACGUUUAGCUUUUGGUUCACAAUUUACUGUUUUAAAUAAAUCAUGAUGAUAAAAUUUACCAAAAAUAAACCAAUUUUUUUUUUUUGAGGUAACUUUCUCGUAAUAGAACAUGAUACAUUAACCCCUCAAUAACUCAACAUUUUCAAAUGGCGAGACUGACUAGCUACGAAGUGGACAAACUUUAAUAGUGUGUUUGUGUCGGGAGCAUGCUGUCUAUUUAGUAAGGCAAUGCCCACGUUUAUGUUUCUUUGAAUGGCAAAAUAAUGUGAAUGGCAAUGCAUAAUACCAUUUGGAAGCAUCUUAAAAAUUGCAUUCUUAGUGGUAAUGCAUACUUUUUUUUAAAUACAUUUGGAGGAGUUUUUUUUCUAUAGGCAGUUACAACAAUUAAAUAUAAAGUCCUGUAAUUUGACUUGCCAAUAUCUGUAUUUACCCUAUAUAGGCUACUUGCUCAGCCCGCAAAUUAAAUAUAAAAUCACCUGCUAUUGAAAUUAUACCUGCAUCAUUCGCUUCCCUGUCAGAUCUUGAGCCGGAUCAGUAUUUCUUUUCAUUCGGGCCAGUAGCUUUCAGUUGGCACUGGCCCGGUGUGCCACUGGCAAAAAUCUACCUAAAUCUCGAGCCCUGCUCUGUGCGACGCGCAUAGGGCUUACAGUAAAUUCGGAAAGUAUUCAGACCCCUUCCCUUUUCCCAAAAUGUGUUACGUUACAGCCUUAUUCUAAAAUUGAUUUAAAUAAAUAAAAAUGUCCUCAUCAAUCUACACACAAUACCCCAUAAUGACAAAGUGAAAACAGGUUGUUAGACAUUUGUGCAUAUGUAUUAAUAAAUAAAAAACUGAUGCCUUAUUUACAUAACUAUUCAGAUCCUUUACUAUGAGGCUCGAAAUUGAGCUCAGGUGCGUCCUGUUUCCAUUAAUCAUCCUUGAUGAUGUUGUAACAACUUGAUUGGAGUCCACCUGUGGUAAAUUCAAUUGAUUGGACAUGAUUUGGAAAGGCACACACCUGUCUAUAUAAGGUCCCACAGUUGACAGUGCAUGUCAGAGCAAAAACCAAGCCAUGAGGGCGAAGGAAUUGUCCAUAGAGCUCCGAGACAGGAUUGUGUCGAGGCACAGAUCUGGGGAAGGGUACCAAAAAAAUGUCUGCAGCAUUGAAGGUCCCCAAAAACACAGGGGCCUCCAUUAUUCUUAAAUGGAAGAAGUUUGGAACCACCAAGACUCUUCCUAGAGCUGGCCACCCAGCCAAACUGAGCAAUCGGGGGAGAAGGGCCUUGAUCAGGGAGGUGACCAAGAACCCGAUGGUCACUCUGACAGAGCUUCAGAGUUCCUCUGUGGAGAUGGGAGAACCUUCCAGAAGGACAACCAUCUUUGCAGCACUCCACCAAUCAGGCCUUUAUGGUAGAGUGGCCAGACGGAAGCCACCCCUCAGUAAAAGGCACAUGACAACCCACUUGGAGUUUGCCAAAAGGCACCUAAAGGACUCUCAGACCAUGAGAAACAAGAUCCUCUGGUCUGAUGAAACCAAGUUGAACUCUUUGUCCUAAAUGCCAAGCGUCACAUCUGGAGGAAACCUGGCACCAUCUCUAUGGUGAAGCAUGGUGGUGGCAGCAUCAUGCUGUGGGGAUGUUUUUCAGCGGCAGGGACUGGGAGACUAGUCAGGAUCGAGGGAAAGAUGAACGGAGCAAAGUACAGAGAUAUCCUUGACGAUAACCUGCUCGAGUGCUCAGGACCUCAGACUGGGGCGAAGGUUCACCUUCCAACAGGACAACGACCCUACGCACACAGCCAAGACGACGCAGGAGUGGCUUUGGGAGAAGUCUCAAUGUCCUUGAGUGGCCCAGCCAGAGCCCGGACUUGAACCCGAUCGAACAUCUCUGGAGAGACCUGAAAAUAGCUGUGCAGCAACGCUCCCCAUCCAACCUGACAAAGCUUGAGAGGAUCUGCAGAGAACAAUGGGAAAAACUCAUCAUACCCAAGACUCCAGGCUGUAAUCGCUGCCAAAGGUGCUUCAACAAAGUACUGAGUAAAGGGUCUGAAUACUUAUGUAAAUGUGAUAUUUCAGUUUCUUAUUUUAAUUAAUUAGCAAACAUUUCUAAACCUGUUUUUGCUUUGUCAUUUAUGGCGUAUUGUGUGUAGAUUAAGCACUCCGCAUUGACAUGAUUGGUUGACAGUAGGUGAGGGCGGGAGGUCCUGUAUAAACACAAACUGACUGACUUCACAAUAGCUCUGCACUGCUCGGCGAAGCACAAUAAGUAUGAAUGCACCCUAAAUGCUGCACGGACAAUGCGACGGAAUGACCAUGUAGCGCCUGACUCGCCUGUUUCUCUCCAUCCACUCUUCACGCAUCUAUUCCACCUUCAGUUUUUUAAAAUAUAAUUUAGCUGUGAUGGCGAGCGGGGAUGCAGACUCUGAUUCUUCUGUUAGACAUUGGAGCAGAGCUCAAAGAGAGCAAUGUUGAUACAUUGUAUAAUUUACAUUUACAUUUACAUUUAAGUCAUUUAGCAGACGCUCUUAUCCAGAGCGACUUACAGGAGCAAUUAGGGUUAAGUGCCUUGCUCAAGGGCACAUUUACGUCAUUUAGCAGACGCUCUAGUCCAGAGCGACUCACAAAUUGAUGCAUUCACCCUAUAGCCAGUGGGAUAACCACUUUACAAUUUUUGGGGGGGGGGUAGAAGGAUUACUUUAUCCUAUCCCAGGUAUUCCUUAAAGAGGUGGGGUUUCAAAUGUCUCCGGAAGGUGGUGAGCGACUCCGCUGUGUGUGGUGGGGGGGGGGGGUAGAAGGUAAUUUCAUCGCUUGUUAUUACCAAGAGCACCGAUCAGUCUGAGUGGACUUUGCAAGUUCACUGUCAUGCAGCCACUGAGUGUCAGAGAGGGAAAAUUGAGCUAAUUAUUGGUUUGAUAACGAACAACGUUCAGUCAUGUUACCUAGCUAGCUAACAACCUGGUAACUUGACACUAGGUUUAGGCAAAUUUGAUUGGCACAGGAAGAAAGGAGAAGGCUCUGCUACUCAUGAGAUGUGCUUCAAAAGGUAGGAUUCAUAUAGGCCUAAAAUCUAUUUCUUUCUGGUGUUCCUUAAAUUCUGUUUGGUGGCUAACGUUUAGAAAAGGUGCAAUGUGUGUUUGUGGGAGAGAGAAAGUCGUGUGUAUGAGCGUGAGGGAGACUGUGUGUGUCUGUUAACGGAAGAGUAAAGGUUUCAUGCAGUGUUUUCCCCUUACUGACACAAUGACAUGCAUAUCAUUUAUGCAUGUAUAUCACAGGAGGUUGGUGGUACCUUAAUUGGGGAGUAUGCGCUCGUGGUAAUGGCUGGAGCGGAAUAGGUGGAAGGGUAUCAAACACAUGGUUUCUAUGUUUGAUGCCAUUCCAUUUGCGCCAUUCCAUUUGCGCUGUUCCAACCGUUAUUAUGAGCCGUCCUCCCUUGAGCAGCCUCCACUGAUGUAUAUUUCUCCCUCCCAUUCCUCCAGCCAAAUCACAGGUAGGCCUUUGCAAAUGUUAGCAAAUCAGCCAUUCUAUACAGUAUUCUAUUAUACACUGAACAGUGUGAAGUUAAAAUCAAUGUGUUGCAUUGAGUAGAAGUGUAAAUCUUUAUUUUUUUACUGUGGUAUCGCGAUGCUACUCAAUAUCAUGAUACUUGACCUGGUAUCGUUUGUAAAAUGCUGUUAUCGUGACAAUCCUACUCAUAUCAAUCUUUGCCAAAGUUGAUGUGACUCUGUGGAUGGUGUACACAACCAGUUGGUCUGAGCGAGUAUAAUGCGGGUUGCUAAAUCUUUGGCACGCCAGAGCUAUAAUCUCAUUGGUAGGAGGAUCCAGUUGAUUAAUCCAAUUAAACUAAGGCCUGGCUAACUCUCCUGUUUGGGCAGAUCAGACACUUGGUUUCCCAAUGCUGAAUAGCUAUUAGCUACUCAGUCUCAGUCUCUGGACUGUAAGUUUGUGCAAAAUGUGAGUUAGGCCUACGUGUGUGGAUCUCAAAUUAGGAUCCAGCCCAAUAGCUCAAGUCAAAACAGCCAUGAAUGAAUGGAUAAUGUGUAAUGUCUAUCACUCAUUAAUUGGCCUCCUCCCUUCUCUUUCCCUCUCUGUCUGUCUCUAUCAGGUGCUGGGGAGUCAGGAAAGAGUACCAUUGUCAAACAGAUGAAGUAAGUUUCUCGUUAUCUAAAUAGUUUACGGAAAUGUUUACUUUAGGUGAAAUGAUCAUGUAACUUUCUAUGUAUCAAUCUAUCCAAUGUCAUUCCAUAACACAUUUGAAUAACAGGCAAUAGGCCUAGUUGUUUAUUCAUGCUUUCUUUCUCCUGCUAUCCUGCUCCUCCACUCUACUUUCCCAUUCUCCUCACUCUUUCUCCCAGGAUCAUCCAUGAGGCGGGCUAUUCAGAGGAGGAGUGUAAGCAGUACAAGGCGGUGGUGUACAGCAACACGAUCCAGUCAAUCAUCGCCAUCAUCAGAGCCAUGGGGCGCCUCAAGAUCGACUUCGCCGAAUCAGCCAGAGCGGUGAGUGGAGUAGGACACUGGGAGCUCUAGACACUGAUCCAAGAGCAGUUUUGUGCUUUUUAACUCCUUAUAGUUGAGGUUAGGUUUUGGUGAGGGCAAGCUGAUCUUAGAUCUGUGCCUGGGAGUUCAGGAGUGGUGGAGGUGGUUAGUCAAUGAGGUCAAAUGGCAGGGGAUAGGGUUUGGCUGUAAGAAGCACGGGGAGGGUUGAUGGUAGUUUUAAUGGAGAGGUGAAGAAAAGUAAUUCCCAGCGCAACCCCUAGCCCUGACCUAAAAAAUAUACAAAUUGGUGUUAUUUCAUAGAUGGAAGAUGUUGAUGGGUGGACGUAAACAAUAUAGCGCAACUUCACCCAGAAAGGUUACCAGAGGGUCUGCAAGGCAUCUUAGGUUUAAAACGAUAGGGAGGAUGUCUGAAUAAACCCUACCUUACUGCUUCUGCCUCCUAACCGUUGGUUGUGUCUCCUGUCCCCCACCAGGAUGAUGCUCGUCAGCUGUUUGUGCUGGCGGGAUCGGCAGAGGAGGGCUUCAUGACCGGUGAGCUGGCCGGAGUCAUCCAGCGCCUCUGGAAGGACAGGGGGGUCCAGGCCUGCUUCGGCCGCUCACGAGAGUACCAGCUCAACGACUCAGCCGCCUAGUGAGUAACACACACACAGUCCUGCUUCAGAGAGUACACUAACCUCCUUCACACAACUGCAACAUUCAACAAACCGUUAACACUGACCUCCCUAUCCAUCAUUCUCUCUCAGUUAUCUGAAUGACCUGGACAGGAUAGCCCACGGAGCAUACGUGCCCACCCAGCAGGACGUGCUGAGGACCAGGGUGAAGACCACCGGCAUCGUGGAGACUCAUUUCACCUUCAAAGAUCUCCACUUCAAGUGAGACAGUCUCCUGUGUACCCACUCUAAGGGUGCAUCUCAAUAGUGUGUCUGAAACAACAUCCUUUAACAGCUGUACCCACUCUAGUGCUGCUUUUCGACUAACACCAGUGUUAACACUAGUGUAUACACCCUUACGUUAUACAAGGGAAAUUGUGUUUCCAUAGCUAGGGCUGGCAGUGAGGACUUGUGAAGAGCAGCAUCAACAACCUCUGCAUAAUCAAAACAGUUGCUUUGUGAGAAGGUGUUAAAGUUCAGUUAGCCAUUGUUAUGUAAAAGAACCAGUGGCCUGGCUUUGGCCCCAAGUGAGAGCAGGUCCGCUGCCGCCGCCAUGGCCCAGUGAGACACGUGUGCCGGCCCGCGUAGAUGGAAACAGAAAAGCCUGAGCCUUUUGGGUAAAACACUGGGGUAAAUCCUGUUUGGAAAUGCGCCAUAAGGGUCUCUCAACAGGCCAAAAGGCGUCUGCAUGCUUCAGUUCGGCUGGCGGCUAGGCGAACCGAAUAAGUGUGCUCGCAAACUCCCUUAAAAACUAGAAAAAAGCAGCAUAAUGUACUGUUUGUCUAUUUUGAGAUGCUGUCAGAAUUAAUCUAAGAUAACUCGUGAAAUCUGUCAUUAAUUUUGACAUUUUUGUCAAGGAGAUCUUAGUCGCGCAAUUUUACAUCUAAGCUGAUUGGUGCAGUAUUUCUCAAUGAAAAAAUGUGCAUGAAAACGACUAGUCUCUCGUUGAAUGACAACAAAGACUUUAUUGAAGAAUCCCUACAGUUGACCAAUCACAGACAAGGGGCGUAGACUUCGGCUCCCGAACUUCUACUGGCCUCGAGAAAAAAUUCUGUGUGCCCGAACAGCCGAAAAAGUCCUUACCGAAGUCCAAAACAAACAGAAACGUCACAAAAUGUUGUCAUAAUAUUUGCACAAACUCUUCUGAACUGUUUCAGCUGGGAAGCAUGCUGAUGCCUUAAGCCAGCUGAUGACACCCUCUUGUCUACAGAGGGUUCAGUUCAGGGCUGAAGUUUACUAGCUGUAGUGUUCAUGAGGAGUGUGAUGGUUUGUGGGAGAUGGCAAAAUGUUUUAAUGUAGAGCUGUUUGAAAAUACUUUGAGUUUAGUUUUUUGUGCGUUUGCACAUGGAUACUAACAGUCAGUAUGUGUAUUUUCUCCCCAGGAUGUUUGACGUGGGGGGUCAGAGGUCUGAGAGGAAGAAGUGGAUCCACUGUUUUGAGGGAGUCACCGCCAUCAUCUUCUGUGUGGCGCUCAGUGACUACGACCUGGUGCUGGCCGAGGACGAGGAGAUGGUGAGACUCAUCCCUCUCACUCAGCCCUUGCUCAUCAGUCAUCGAUAUUGCGCUCCCACACUCCCUCUGUAAUCCUUAUACCUUGUUCAUUCUCAUCCUUUGUUCAUCCCCCUCCUCGACUCUCACUCACGCUUCAGUCAUCCUUCUCUUUCUCGUCUCAUUUACUGUCAUCCCUCAGUCAUCUUUCGUUCUUUCUCGUAUGAAACAAGUGUUCAUUUAUCCACAGAUUCCAUUUCACAUUUUCUGCCCCUAUUGCGUCAGGAAGACAACGACGUCAUCAGAACGAUAGCAACACUUGUGAAAUAUGUUAUAUGCAUUUUUAAAAACGGUUUAUUUCAAAGAACAAACUUGUAUGGUGUGGUACCCACAAACAGAUGAAUUUCCUUUCUUGGGAUAAUGUGACUAGCCUGCCUGGUCCCAGAUCUCCUUGUGCGGUCUUGCCAAUACGAUGGUCAUUCUCAUGGCAAGACCGCUCAAACAGAUCUGGGACCAGGCUAUAAUGGGACCGAUGGACAUGUGUAACUAAAAGCAUUGUGUGGUUGUCUUUUUGUCCCUCAGAACCGGAUGCAUGAGAGCAUGAAGCUGUUUGACUCCAUCUGCAACAACAAGUGGUUCACAGACACCUCCAUCAUCCUCUUCCUUAACAAGAAGGAUCUGUUCGAGGAGAAGAUCCAAAAGAGUCCUCUCACUAUCUGUUACCCGGAGUACGCAGGUAAGAGACACACACACAUCACUAUCAGCUACUCUACAAAUCAUCUUGAAUCCCACAUUUUAGUGAUACCGUGCUAAGCCUUGCUCAGGCUGAUCGCACAGCGUGUUCCAGGUCGUCUUAAUUGCAGUCGCGUUGUGAAGAUUAUCAGAUCUCACAACACCUGCAGUCAAUUCUGUUUUUCCUGUGUUUUAUAUCAUAUUGUACAACAGCUGAUGAAACUAUCACUUUAAGUGUAAAAACAUUUGUUCAGUGUUAUUUCCUGAUUUGAAUUUUCAACCAGCAACUAUCUACACAGGACCUUCUAAUCAGCAGGUUUGCAUGGGCGGAAGUUUCGGCUUUCCAUGGUGACAUCACCAUGUGCUAAAUUGUUUUAAUAGACCAAUAAGAGUUCCAAACCUCUGCCAAUAACCGCUAGUUCUAUAUCGUGGAGCUCCGCCCCAUAGGGGAGCUGUGCUCCUAUUGGUUUACCCACUGCCCUAAGGCAGCAUCAGCCUGAGACAAAAUUAUGCACACACCUGCAGCCAAUAGGAGUACAGGUGUCCCUAUAAGAGGGGAUGCCUCCCCUCAAUCAGCCUCCCUUUAUCUUCAGCGACUGGACUAGACUGGAGAAGCCAAGAAGACACAAAGAAAGACUCAGGACGAGAUACGCCGUCAAUUUCCAGUUCAUCGACGUCGUCCAUAGAAAUGAGCACACCAGGAGAUUUUCCACCCUCAAAAGCUCUUUUCAGAGCUCAAUGCAGAUGCUCCUCCAAGGCGGCUGGUGACUCCCAGGACUUAUGUUUCGUGUGUUUGGGGUCUCAGCAUGCCAGAGAGGGCGUCAUCAGUCCCUCUAACUGCGCCUCCUGCGCCCUCCUUUCUAUAAGGGAGAGGAAGCAGCGCUGGGCGUUUUUUUAGGGAGGAUAUCCCUCUAGAAGAUGUGUUGUCAAUUUUAGCCUCUGCUUCAGAGGCGUCAUCUGACGGCGCAGAUUCUGGAGAUGAUGGGGACUAUGAGGAGGAGGCAGGCAUUCCAAUGGAACAGUCUGGCCCCGUCCCUCAUACGUUCAAGCCCCCCUUUCCUUUGGUUAGUGAGAGGGCUUGCAGUUCCUAUGGUGAUGACGACACGGGUUCUGAGAAAUCAGAAGCCCUGUCCUUCGCCGCAGCUUCUCUGAGGUCGGAUUUUCCCGGUCUCAUUGAGAGAGCUGCCAGACGGCUGGAUAUAGCGCUGCCCCCUAUUCCCUCCGCACCGGAGGUUGAUUUAAUGGAGGGCGGCCCUUAUUCCAGGCCAAGGAGAGCGGCAGAGCCACUGGCUCCAGCCAUGCCUUCGUUGGCCAAGUACGUCGAGGGCUCAUGGGAGGCACCCUUAGCGGCGCGUUCGCCGGCUAAAUCGUACCUCCCAUUCACUAGAGUGGAGGGAAGGUUCCAGGGCCCAGCGAGAGGAAUCCCCAGGUUAGAGAGCGCCAUGGCGGCGUAUCUCGUACCGGGUUCGAGUCCCUGGCCCUCUUCCAAGAAGGCCACUCUGCCAUCUCAGAAGGACCGUCUCACAGCACAGCUGUUAGAGAAGUCCUUCAAUUUGGGAGCCCAGGCUGUAGCAGCAGCCAAUAACAUUGCCCUCUUGGCAGCCGCUCUGUCCCGUUUAACCACGGGUAAGACUGAGCUGGCACCAGAGGAGGUGGAGGAAGCGUCCAGAAUCUCUGGCGCCAUCCUGCACCUAACACCGGCAUCGGCCGUCUGCUCGGGGAGGUCCAUGGCCACUUCGGUGGUCGCGGAGCGACACCUCUGGUUGUCUCUGACGACCAUGAAAGAGGCAGACAGGACGUCCCUCUUUAACGCCCCCCUCUCUGACGACUGGCUCUUCGGAGUUGCCGUCAAAGAGGCGACAGAGGUUUUUGAGAUUGGACGAGGAGAACAAGCAGCUGGCCAGACACCUGCCACUGGCAGGGAGGUUAGGCCCUGCACCUCAACAAAGACCGUCCACUUCCGCCGCCCAGGGUAGACAGGGAUCUGCGGCGCAUCCGGCGGCCACAGGAGGCAGGAGAGCGGGCCCAGCCCCCCAGCAGCCACGGUGGCCCCAUUGCAGCCGGCGAGAGAAGUGGUGAGAGCGCCGACCUGGCCCCCAAAGGGAGGCCACAAGAGGAGGCGCACAUGACGGGACGCGGGGGAGCGGAUGGAGGACACGUCGGAUUCGAACGUGGCCACUGUUCCCCCCCCACCCUUCGGUUGAAGGGAUGGGUGAUGAUGAUAAUGCUUUUUGUGAUGUGUACAAUAAAGAGUUGGCUCCACCUGACUUUGUCAAAAAAGAGCCCCUUUUCCAUAAUACGUCCGAGAGCGUUCAUAUCUCACCCUCUCUUUCCUACCACUCUAAGCGCCGUUCAGCCCACCAAGGGUGCGUUGCCGAACAGGCACUCAGAGUAGGUACAAAUAACACUUCAAGUAUAAUAAGUGCUUCACAUAGCAGGCAGCAGUCUCGGUCAGACUCUGACAUGAUGACGCAGCCGCUAUUUGGGGAUGGCGCACUAUCGCAGACUAAGGUCUCUGUUAGUGCGAUUCAGACCCAUGCUGCGUUCACGGAGGGCCUGAUUACUACGGUUACGGGAAUAACCAACGUAUCGGCGCCCCCGUUUCUCACAGAACGCACUAAUGCUCACCACGCUGAGUGUAGCUCAACCCACCAGAGGUGCAGAGUUGAACACACACAGAAGGUGAAGGUUAAGAAGGUAUCAAGGCGCCGCCUUUACCUCAGAGACCUCACAUUACAGACUCCUAGGAGUAUUGUAGUGAGGGGCUCUAAUAGCGAAUUGCAGUCACAGCCAGAGUCUGGGAUGAUGACGCAAUCGCUCGCUGGGGAUGGUGCCCUGUCGCAGGCUGUGGCCUCGGUCAGUGCAGUUCAGACCCGCGCUGCGUUCACGGAGGGCAGGAAUACGACGGUUACGGGUUUAACCGAUGUCUCUGCCCCUCCUCUCUCAGAGCGCACUGAUGUUUCCUCUCCCUUUCAGGGGAGGCCCACCUUGGACUGUUCCACCACCUCAGUGUUGGAGAACAGCGGCGGCAAGGGCCAUAGAGGAAUACAGGUCCUUCCUACUGAAUGUACCACAGCUUCGCGCUCGCCCGCUUUCUCUGCAUUGCUGGCAGUGGCAGCGAAGCUGUACCCUCUCACGCUGGCUAGACCAGACGUUGCAGAAGGGUUAUGCCCUCCAAUUCCAUCGGACCCCACCCCCAUUCAGGGGAGUGGUGGAGACGGUGAUGAAAACGCCCGAAAAAUUGGCCGCUCUGGUUUCAGAGAUUACGGAACUUUUGGCGAAGGAGGCGGUCACAGUAGUUCCCCAGGAGCAAAGGAACAAAGGGCUAUAUUCGCCCUACUUCCUGGUGCCCAAAAAGACGGGGGGAACGAGGCCGAUAUUGGAUUUACGCAUUCUCAACGAGAGCGUAACCAAACGGCCCUUUCGAAUGCUAACGACAAAACGUCUGCUGGAAUGUGUCCAGAAGGGAGACUUUUGUACAAGCAUAGACCUAAAGGACGCGUACUUUCAUGUGCCGGUACAGCCGCGUCACAGGAAGUUUCCUACCUAGACGACCUACUGGUUCUCGCCCCGUCAGCAGAGCUGGCGAUCACUCACGCAACACAGACAGUGAUUCAUCUCACACGUCUGGGGUUCGCUGUGAAUUGGAAAAAGAGCGCGCCCUGGCCCAGUCAUCAGAUUGUCUACCUGGGGAUACAGCUAGACACUGUAAUGAUGAGGGCUCGAAUUUCGGACCCUCGAAGGGUAGCCUUGUUGCUAGCCCUGAGGAAGUGUCGUCCGAAUCACACGGUGACGGCGCUGUCGAUCAUGUCACUCUUGGGUCUCAUGUCGUCAGCCCACUCUGUGGUUCCGCAGAUCUGAACUAUUGGAGAAACCCGCGCGUUCUCACGCACGGAGUCCCGAUAGGCAAAGUGUCCUCUUACAUUCCAGUGUUCACAGAUGCCUCUCUGACUGGAUGGGGAGGGACAUGUCAGACCCAAGCGAUAGGAGGUGUGUGGCCUCUUUCGAGUCGCCACAUCAACCUCUUAGAGUUGGAAACGGUUCGACUGGUUCUGACCCACUUCGCGUCUACCCUUCGGGGUCGCGAUGUGCUGGUCUGGUCAGACAACCGGACCACAGUAGCCCACAUAAAUCGCCAGGGAGGAGUCGGGUCUCCUGCUCUCCAUCGGGCGGCAGAGGAAUUGUGGCUGUGGGCUCACGAGCACCUUCGCUCAUUGAGAGCAGCACACAUUCCGGGCUACUUGAACGCAGGGGCAGACCUCGUGUCGCGAGGGGGUCCUCGAGACGACGAGUGGUGUCUGCACCCGGACAUUGUUCAAAAAUUUGGGAACAAUUCGGAAGAGCCGAGGUGGAACGCGCAAUGUCCCCUAUGGUUCUCUCUGAGGGAACAGGACGAACCGCCACUGGGAAGAGACGCCAUUGCGCACCACCCGUGGCCGAGAGUUCUUCUGUAUGCAUUCCCUCCGCUGUCCUGCAUUCUCCCACUGUUAGCCAGGGUGAGGUCAGGAGGGCUGUCAGUGAUAUUGAUAGCCCCCGAUCGCCCAGGGGCUCCUUGGUUUGCGGAGAUGAGUCAGAUGUUGAUUGCGCCACCUUGGCCAAUUCCACAUCGACGGGACGCAUUGUCUCAGGCGGGGGGCUCGAUAGGGCAGUUGCCCAUAAUUUGCCAACCACUGAAGGCUUUGCUGCUGAGAGGGACAGGCUAGAGCGCCGUGGGUUAUCUGAUGCAGUGAUCAGAACCAUACAGGGUGCACGUGCCAGUUCCACUUCUAGGAUGUAUGCCAGGAGAUGGAAUGUGUUUUCACGAUGGUGUGUCACACAAGGUGUAGACCCCAUGAGCUGUCAGGUUGAGAGUGUUCUCUCUUUCCUACAGCUUAUGUUUGAUAAGCAGCGAUCGCCCGCCACCAUUAAGGUGUUUGCAGCGGCGAUUUCAGCUUGUGGCGAGGGGUAUGGCAGAGACAAUGUCUUCAGCCACCCUCUAGUGAAACGUUUCUUAUUGGGAACGCGGCGGCUUAGGCCAACGCCUAGAGCCACGCUUCCUCAGUGGGAUUUGGCUUUGGUACUCGAAGCGCUAUGUAAGUCGCCGUUCGAGCCAUUGAAUCAAAUACCCCUCAAGAUGCUGUCUAUGAAGACGGCACUGUUGCUCGCUUUGACUACUGCUAAGCGUGUCAGUGAUUUGUGUGCUCUUUCGACGAGACCCGACUGCCUGGCCAUUAAUGGUGAUCUGAGCAGAGCGGUGUUACGUCCUAACCCGGCAUUUGUGCCGAAGGUUAUUAAGAGCUCAUAUAGAUCACAGACCGUGGAGCUGUGGGCUUUCUCUCCCCCUCCUCAGAGGGAGAGGAGUGAGGAAAGGCUCCAUCGCCUGUGCCCAGUGCACGCUUUGGCGUGUUACGUUGAGCGCACAGCAGCGAUUAGGUCAUCGCCUCAGCUGUUUGUGUGUCACGGUGCGGCUGCACUAGGUAGACCACUUUCGAAACAGCGUCUGUCUCAUUGGCUUUGUGAGGGCAUUGAGACAGCUUAUGAGGCAGCGGGGCGACAAUUGCCUCAGGGUAUCAGAGCUCACUCCACUCGUGGAGUAGCAGCUUCUACUGCCCUUCUCAGAGGAACAGGGGUAGAGGAUAUAUGUAGAGCGGCGUCAUGGUCAACACAGUCUCCAUUUAUCCGUUUCUAUCUCUUGGAUAUGUCUUCUAACUCUUUGGCUCAGUCUGUACUCAGCGUAGCUGAAGGGAGAACUUGAGCUAGGAGGGAGGAAUGCAGGACUGUGGAGACAGGUCUCCUUCAGGUCCGCUUCUGAUAGAAGGACAUCAUGUUUGACAUGACUCCUGACUGACAGGUUCAGUACAGUAGAGGGCAUGUAUUGAUCUGCCCACCAGUGAUUCACUGGGUUGAGGCGGAAUGAUGAGGGAUAAUAGUAGUAACCUGGGUUACGAUACUAUUAGACCGGUCAUGACAAUUUGACGGAAUGUGACGUCAUCUAUCUGCUUGUUCAGAUUAGUAUAAAUCAUGUUCUGGGAUCUGCCCACUAAUCUCUGGGAUUCCAUUGAUUGAGUAAGGCGGCCUACCGUAUACACAAUGUAGAGUGACACUUUGUGUCAUUCCAUUAGUGGUCGGUAUGAUUGUGACAGGAUAUUAGGGUACCAUCUAUCUGCUAGUACAGAUUAGUAUGGCCUGUAUUCUGGUGAUCUGCCCACUAGUCAUUGGUGUUGCCAUUGGACUAGGUGGGGCGGGUUUUUAACCGAUGACGCAGUAUAUUGUGACACUUGUAUGGUUGCAGUACUGCGGGAAUUGGUUGCAGCCAUUGCUAGGCCUGACCUUUUCAUUUGGAUGGGAAGUGUUGGGCUCUACGCUCCACCUUAAACCAAUAGGAGCAGAGCUCCCCUAUGGGGCGGAGCUCCACAAGAUAGAACGAUUAGUUACCGGAGUGUAACUCCAGUUCUAUGAGUGGAGCGGAGCCCCAUAGGACUUAAGGCCCUGCCGACCCCCUCUAGUCUCGCUGAAGAUAAAUAUCUUGGGAGGCUGAUUGAGGGGAGGCAUCCCCUCUUAUAGGGACACCUGUACUCCUAUUGGCUGCAGGUGUGUGCAUAAUUUUGUCUCAGGCUGAUGCUGCCUUAGGGCAGUGGGUAAACCAAUAGGAGCAGAGCUCCCCUAUGGGGCUCCGCUCCACUCAUAGAACUGGAGUUACACUCCGGCAACUAAUCGUUUUCAGUUUUCCACUCAGACCACUUCCAGACAGUCCUACAAAAUUGAGAAAUAUUUUGCUAACAAGCUAUUUUGCCCUUAAAAAAAAAAUGGAAAUCUAUUACAGUAAGGUACUUCAUUGUUACCCAGAAAUGAUUUGAAAUGGAUAUAACGGCUGCAUAGGGCCUUUAACAUCUCAGGAACUCACAAUGGUGAAGGUAAAACAGACACCGUCAUCCCUAAAAUACCUAAACUAACUUAUGGGAAUGUCUCUUUCUCCCUCUCUCUCUCGGUCUCUGUCUCACUUCCUCCUUGCCCCAACUUUCCAAGGCUCCAACACGUACGAGGAGGCUGCAGCCUACAUCCAGUGUCAGUUUGAGGACCUGAACAAGAGGAAGGACACCAAGGAGAUCUACACCCACUUCACCUGCGCCACCGACACCAAGAACGUGCAGUUUGUCUUCGACGCAGUCACCGACGUCAUCAUCAAGAACAACCUGAAGGACUGUGGCCUCUUCUAG
Coregonus sp. 'balchen' is the source of this 20845-nucleotide messenger RNA. The record is from the annotation of a GenBank genome assembly. NCBI's taxonomy places the organism in Eukaryota, Metazoa, Chordata, Actinopteri, Salmoniformes, Salmonidae.